AGUGACUGGCUCAUACCACUGGAAACGAAAAAUACGCACAAUGUUCAACCGUUUAGAUUCGACCGGGGAUGGCUGCCUUACAAGAGAAGACUAUGUUAAGGGUGCAACAAGGGUUGCGGAGUAUUUGGGGUUAAAUGAAAAGGAAAGCCACCGUAUUUUACACCAAUUCCUCUAUUUGUGGGGACUUCACAUUGACAACGACGCUGAUGACCAAGCCGCCAAAGUGACGGAAAAGGAAUUCAUGCAGAACUGGACAUCGGUCAUCAACGAAAGCUCUUUCCGACAGGACCUCUAUCCCAGAAGCAUCUCCGCGGAUUUCCGCGCCAUGGACAUCAACGGGGAUGGUUUCAUCUCGAAGGAGGAGCACGCAGCUUUUUACUACGGUAUACAAAUCCCUAUCGAAGAUUCGAUGAAGUUAUUUGGCGUAUUGGACAGUGACAAAGAUGGAUUCAUAUCUAUUGACGAGUACGCGCGUGGAUAUCUUGAAUUUAUGUUGACGGAGGAUCCAGGUAACAGGUUCAACGAUUUUUUCGGACCACUUGUCGAAUGAACACAAUUCGAGCAUGCGCAGUGAUAUACAAUGUAAACUGGGGUUUGAACCGGUUUAAACCGUGCACGUUCUCCAUUUUGCCUCUCUUAGAAAUAAUCAGCCCAUAAUGAUAUGCGUGGUACAAUAUAUGGUGGAAUCAGAAUAUUAAAUGAAUG
Molecule: messenger RNA, 705 nt
Organism: Lingula anatina
Lineage: Eukaryota; Metazoa; Brachiopoda; Lingulata; Lingulida; Lingulidae
Product: sarcoplasmic calcium-binding protein-like
Molecular function (GO): calcium ion binding
Source: RefSeq, a predicted model, not a curated record